Molecule: messenger RNA, 231 nt
Organism: Dovyalis caffra
Lineage: Eukaryota; Viridiplantae; Streptophyta; Magnoliopsida; Malpighiales; Salicaceae
Source: the annotation of a GenBank genome assembly
AUGAGAGAUUCUUGGAUUUUGGUGGAGGAUGUACGAGAGGCUUGGGGUCGUUAUUGCGAGUGGCAUUCUAAGAGUGAAGAAGAUAUGGGUUAUGGGAUUAAAGGAAAGCUUGGGUGGAUGAGGAUCCGACUAGUCCAGGUUGAGGGUGGUUAUGCUUGUGGUGACCGGUUCACUAAGAGUGGGAGUUUGGUUAGUGUCUCACAACUAAAGAAGGUUGAGGUGGCUGUGUGA